This is a messenger RNA of Paramacrobiotus metropolitanus, 2037 nucleotides long. Its product is annotated as dihydrolipoyl dehydrogenase, mitochondrial-like. Gene Ontology annotation, molecular function: dihydrolipoyl dehydrogenase (NADH) activity; flavin adenine dinucleotide binding. The coding region runs from base 300 to 1811 and encodes 503 amino acids. The transcript has 10 exons. Lineage: Eukaryota; Metazoa; Tardigrada; Eutardigrada; Parachela; Macrobiotidae. Gene Ontology annotation, cellular component: oxoglutarate dehydrogenase complex; mitochondrion. The record is from RefSeq and is a predicted model, not a curated record.
CAAUUCUUAAAUUUUAACAGCCCUCGCGCAGUCGUCCCUGAUUCGAUCCGUGAUCCGUUCAAACCCGAACACUAUCCUCGUUGGUCAAACUGAGGGAUUGAUGUCAAAGUUCUAAGUCGGAAUAAAUUGAAGAAGUUUCCCAAAUUUCUCCUCAGUGUCGGACUUCGACUUUUCACUCCGCCUGCGUUUGUGGCUGACGCGAACGUCCUUGCAAUUGUUUUACCAGGGAGACCUGUUCUCGCCUUAUUGGCGCCCAUCUAUAUUUUCGAUCCUAUCGGCUGUCCUGAGGGAUCUGUAAAAUGCAUAGAAUAUCCACUGCAUUACUCCGUCAGGGAGUUCGGGUGCCUUAUCCUUACGCUUCUGGAUCUCGAAGCUUUGCGUCUACCUCAUCGAACGAAGAAUUCGACCUUGUCGUAAUUGGAUCUGGACCUGGUGGAUAUGUGGCCGCUAUUAAAGCAGCUCAGUUGGGAUUAAAAACUGCGUGUGUGGAGCGCAGUGAAACUUUCGGGGGAACUUGUCUUAAUGUUGGAUGUAUUCCAUCUAAAGCCUUACUAAAUAAUUCGCAUUUCUACCACAUGGCCCAAAAAGAUUUUAAAUCCCGCGGAAUCGAGCUGGACGGAGUGCGUUUAAAUUUGGAUGCAAUGAUGGGACAAAAGCGAGAUGCCGUUAAAGCGCUUACCGGUGGUAUCGCGAUGCUUUUCAAAAGCAACAAAGUUACUCCAGCCAAAGGACACGGGCAUAUAUUAAGCCCUAACGAAGUUGCCGUACUGAAUCCUGACGGCUCACAAAAUCAAACCCUUAAAACCAAGAAUAUUCUCAUUGCCACGGGUUCAGAAGUUACACCUUUUGCCGGAAUUGAGAUCGAUGAAGAGCAAAUUGUUUCAUCUACUGGCGCCCUAUCGUUGAAGAAGGUUCCGGAAAAAAUGAUCGUCAUUGGUGCAGGUGUGAUUGGGUUGGAAUUGGGUUCGGUUUGGAAGCGAUUGGGUGCUGAAGUUACAGCAGUAGAGUUUUUGGGACAUGUCGGCGGCAUGGGCAUCGACAUGGAAGUUUCUAAGCAAUUUCACAAAAUCCUCCAAAAGCAGGGAAUAAAGUUUAAAUUGGAAACCAAGGUUCUGACAGCCAAACGAGAUGGAAAACGGAUAGCUGUGGAGACGGAGGCCGUUAAGGACUCUGGUAAAAAGGAAACUCUGGAUUGUGAUGUUCUGUUGGUUAGUGUUGGACGUCGCCCCUACACUGCCCAUCUGGGACUUGAAAAUGUGGGCAUUCAAGUGGAUAAACGCGGGAGGAUUCCCGUAAACAAACGAUUUCAGAGUUCAGUUGCCAAUGUCUAUGCAAUUGGCGACUGCAUAGAGGGACCGAUGUUGGCACAUAAAGCCGAGGACGAAGGAAUUGUAUGUGUAGAAGGCAUCGCUGGUGGACCCGUGCAUAUUGAUUACAACUGUGUCCCGUCGGUUAUUUACACUCACCCAGAAGUGGCUUGGGUGGGAAAAUCAGAGGAACAACUGAAGGAAGCGGGAGUAAAAUACAAAGUGGGGAAGUUUCCUAUGGCAGCAAAUAGUCGCGCAAAAACUAAUAACGAUGCGGAAGGAUUUAUUAAAAUUUUGGCUGAUAAAGAAACGGACAGAAUUUUGGGUGCUCAUAUGAUUGGUUCGACUGUUGGUGAAAUGAUCAAUGAGGCUGCUCUGGCCAUGGAAUAUGGAGCGUCUGCUGAAGAUGUUGCCCGUGUUUGCCAUGCGCAUCCUACCACGUCCGAGGCCUUUCGGGAAGCGAAUUUGGCUGCGUAUUUUGGCAAAGCUAUCAAUUUUUCAUAAGAUUUUAUGUUUUAUUAAUUUUUGUGCUAGUGGCUUCAAGUUAAGGGUAGCUGUGGUGGCUGUGCUGUACUUUUAAAGCGGUUUCCGGUCUAGAGUUGGAAUUUAGUGCAACAAGGGAAGUUUAGUUUUGCGGUGUUAAAAUGUUAAAAUUUAUGGUUAGAGAAAAUUUGGCCACUGUGAUGGGUAUUCUUUACUUGCAUUUGAAAUAAAUCGCAAAGUAUUUUAA